GAGAGAGAGAGAGAGAGAGAGAGAGCGGGAGCAAAAGAGCGAGCCGGAAAGCGCCAGCUUCAUUCCUUUACAGUGGUGCCUCCGUCUCCGCAGUGCGCGUCGUACGUCACCGCUCCAUCUCCACGCUCGCGGCACAAUUUCUGCAAACAGUCUCUGUGUGUUUUUCUUCUUCUUUUUUUUUUUUUUUUUUGGAGAAACUCUGCCUACCCGCCCAAGUUUCUCGGAUUCCCACAAGGACAACGGUGGCCUUGAUCGCUCGUGCGUGCAGGUGCGAGCCCAUGCAGACGGCGGAGAGAAUGUCCCUGCAGGAGGGAAACGCCAGCGAGUCGGAGGCGUCCGGCUGCGUGGAGCUGUGGAAUAUCAGCGUGGAAUUGACCGGCUUCAACGCGAGCUGCGCCAACCGAUCCACAGUCCCGAAAUCCAACAACAGACCCAAAGAGAUGGACACUGUGCGCAUCGUGCUGUACACGCUCAUCUUCCUGCUCAGCGUCUUCGGCAACCUGCUCAUCAUCGUCGUGCUGCUUCUCAACAAGCGCAUGAGGACGGUCACCAACUCCUUCCUGCUGUCGCUUGCCAUCAGCGACCUGAUGAUGGCCAUCUUCUGCAUGCCCUUCACGCUCAUCCCCAACAUACUAAAGGACUUCAUCUUUGGGGCCGCCAUGUGCAAGACGGUGGCCUACUUCAUGGGGCUCUCGGUCAGCAUUUCCACCUUCAGUCUGGUGGCUAUCGCCAUCGAGCGAUACAGCGCCAUCUGCAACCCGCUGAAGUCCAGAGCGUGGCAGACGCGAUCCCACGCAUACCGCGUCAUCGCCGCCACCUGGGUGCUGUCAUUGCUCAUCAUGAUUCCCUAUCCGGUGUUCAGCAUCAUCAAGACGUUCCCCAAGGCCAACGGCACCGUGGGCCACAUGUGUCGCCUCACAUGGCCCAGUCACCACGCCGAGCAAAGUUGGUACGUGCUCCUGCUGUUCAUUUUGUUCUUCAUCCCGGGAGUGGUGAUGGCCGUAGCCUACGGCCUGAUCUCCAGGGAGCUUUACCGGGGCAUGCGCUUUGAAAUGAAGCAGAACCAAGCGGAGACCACCGAGCUGAGAAACGGCACCGCGGCCGAUUCAAACGACGAGGGCGACGACGGUUGCUACGUUCAGGUUCCCAAAAAGUCCUCCGCCGUGGAGCUGCCCGCCCUCCCCAACUCGGCGUCGUCAUCCACCGCCGCUUCGGCGCCGCCCAAAACCGAGCGGGCGCGCAGCAACGCCUCCGACGCCAAGUUGCAGGCCAAAAAGCGGGUCAUCCGCAUGUUGCUGGUGAUCGUGGCGCUCUUCUUCGUCUGCUGGAUGCCGCUGUACUGGGCCAACACCUGGAAGGCUUUUGACUUGAAGGCGGCCUCCGGCGCCCUGACGGGGAUCCCCAUUUCCUUCAUCCACCUGCUGUCGUACACGUCCGCCUGCGUCAAUCCCGUCAUCUACUGCUUCAUGAACACCCGUUUCCGCAAAGCCCUGCUGGCCACCUUGGCCCGCUGCCGUCGCAACCGCCUGUGCCGCGGGUGCUGCCCGUCCCUGCUGGAGGCCGCAGAGGACGGCACCACGGGCUAUUCCAUGGCCACCACCAUGGCCACUUCCGUGUCAAAGUACAGCAACACCACCGUCGGCUCCACGCCCACCUGAGGCGACGCCGGCGGCGAGCGCUGCGCCCGUUUGCGCUUUCUGUUCAUUCAUCGAGUUGUCUGCCGAGCAAUUUUUUUUUUCCUCAUACCGAGAGCAUGUUGUAGAAUGUCAGACUGAACGCGCCUGUUGAAUCGGCAGCAAUUGCGUCGUCAUCCUGAAGAAAAGUGCCUAACUUUAUUUAUUGCUUUUUUUGUUUGUUUGUUUGUCAAAUGGAUUCUGACACCAAAAUGAAUCAACCGAGGGCCCUCCGCUCCACGAGUUUCUUGUAUGCUAUGAUCGCUUUAGGUGGACUGGAUCUUGUGGCGGGCAAUGGGCAAUGGGCAAUGGGCAAUGUACAUUUUAUGGUACGCGCUGCCGUGGCGGAGGAAUCGGAGGGAUUUGCUCAUUGACGACGUUUGCCGUCGGUGUUGGAAACUUCAGUGAAAAAGCCAAAAAUUUAUUUCAUGAAUUAACGGUGGCUGGAGUUUACUGGCUGCAGUACACCCAACCACCACUAGGGGCAACACUUUCUUUUCAAUUCAAAAAGCCUAAAACCCCUUCAACCGAGGGCAAGUUUGCCAAAUAUGCCCGUGGAAAGAUAAGAUAAGAUAAGAGAAGCAUUUAUUAGUCUCGCAAUGGAGAAAUUCCCAAUUCACAGCAGCAAAGUUAUCAAAGGAAGAAGUAGAACAACAAAAUAUAGGAGCUGCUGGAAAGGCAGCCACUCUCGCGGCGCCAUUUUGAAGUCAAAAUAACAGAAAUAACACAAGACAACACUUAGGACACAGACAGUCGUUCAAUCUUCACCAAUUUUCUGCAUACACUUUGUUGUCUGAAGCAGUUCUAGAUGAAAGAGAGGAUCAAAGUGUCCUUUCUCCAGUGGAUCAGAGACGUCAUGCUGAAAAUGUGCACACGUCUGCUACAAGCUAAGUUUUGAAAGCAAACACAAAGCUGUAGCAUCCAUUGACGAAAAGAGAUUAGUUCACUUCUCCUGUCCCACGUAAUCCGCUUCAAACUCCAAGCCGCGACUCCCAGCUCCAAAUCCAUUUAGGCAAAAGGUAAAACCUCACACCCGGCCCGGUUGCUCGUCAUGAGGAAUCGAUCCGUCAACGGCUGUACAAAAGUCGGCUAUGUAAACCGCGAUACUAUCGAGAGCCUUCCGGUGGAUCCGAAUACUCAACAUGUGCUCCUUUUGCAUGCUUGUUGUCUGUAAAGUCUGGACACGAAACCCUCCCCCCCCCCGCAAAAAAAAGUGCAGCGUCAACCCGAUUUGCGUCAUUCGCAAUGCUGAUGCGUACCGCAAAAUAUUUGUGACCUGGAUGCAAGAAAUCCACACGGCCUACAAUUUCAAUGCAUCCAACUCCGUAUUUGUUUUAGUCGAUAAAUUGGAAUUGAACCUUGGCGUCCAUAUCGUCUCUUUCGUCCUUUGACAAAGCCAAGCGUCAUUAUUAUUAUUAUUUUUUUUCAAACCCUCCAUGGAUCAACCGUUGAAAGGAAAAAGGAUCUACUUUUACUUCAGACUUUACCGACAACCUGUAGAUCAGGUGUGUCAAACUAAUUUUUUGUUGCGGGCCGCUUCGAAGUUACGGCUUCACUCGGAAGGCCGGCGCAAAAUUUACAACGUUAUUUAUGACCAAGAAAAUUUGACAUUUUAACAAGAAUCAUGAAAGUUGACACACAUGAUUUGCUCCCGCGGGCCACAUAAAAUAACGCAGGGGGCCCGGAUCUGGCCCGCGGGCCUCGACUUUGACACCCGUGCUGUAGAUUGUUAAAAAAAAUAAAA
This is a messenger RNA of Hippocampus zosterae (dwarf seahorse), 3417 nucleotides long. RefSeq names its product cholecystokinin receptor-like. Gene Ontology annotation, biological process: neuropeptide signaling pathway. The record is from RefSeq and is a predicted model, not a curated record. Gene Ontology annotation, cellular component: membrane. The transcript has 5 exons. Lineage: Eukaryota; Metazoa; Chordata; Actinopteri; Syngnathiformes; Syngnathidae. Bases 279 to 1658 code for a protein of 459 amino acids. Gene Ontology annotation, molecular function: neuropeptide receptor activity; gastrin receptor activity.